UGAUUUUCACUGUUGUUUGUACUUAGAGAAUAAACUAGUUCUGCUGCUUGUUUCACAUUGACAGUCACUUUACUGUCUCUGAAUCCAGAUAAGAGCAGUAAUUCUUCUACUCCAACGUGCAUGUUAGAGUUAAGGGGUCACAAUGGAGCCUGUAUUCAACAGUAUGAAGCUAAAGGUGGCCGUGCUGUGGAUUCUUACAACUCUGCUGAAGACAAAUGUGAUGGAGGCGCUGGACAUAACAUCCUCAGGGCCACAAACCAUUCAAAAGCCCCUGGGUGUGACAGUCACCCUGGGGUGCACCUACACCCCCAGCCCCCAAGACACUGGUGACUUGGACAUCGAGUGGUCCGACCUCAGCCCGGACAUGACGCAGAAAGACCAACUGAUGAUGUCCUAUACAGGGGGUCAAACGCACUACUAUGGCGACCCCAGCAACUCCAAAAGGAUCCGCUUCAUAGGGGACCCCAAGGUGGGGGACGCCUCCGUCUCCAUCUCGAACGUGUUGCCCUCAGACACAGGCACCUACCAGUGUAAAGUCAAGAAAGCGCCGGGUGUGGACACACUGAAAGUCACACUGGUGGUAAUGGUUCCCCCCUCAGUGCCAAAGUGUUGGGUUGAUGGUGGAGAGGAGAAAGGGGGUCCUGUCUCCCUCCGCUGUGCAGAUUCUCGAGGAUCCAGCCCUCUCACUUAUACGUGGACGAGAGAGAGCGGGGGUGCAAUACCAGUCGAUUCAACCCAAAACCAGCAGUCUGGGGAGCUGUUGAUAAGAAACCACACAGAAAACAACGUUGGAACUUAUGUGUGUGAGGUGAAAAACGCUGUGGGCAAGGAACAGUGUAAAUAUGAGCUGCAUGCAUACAACCCAACCAAUAAGGCGGGUGUGAUAGCCGGGGCGGUGAUCGGGGCUCUGCUGCUGCUGCUGCUCCUGCUGCUUCUCAUCUGGCUCCUGAUCUGCUGCUGCCACAAGCGCCGCUAUGAGAAGGAGGUGGCCAAUGAAAUAAGGGAGGACGUCCAUGCCCCAGACAGCCGACCCACCAGCAGGAACUCCAGCUUACGCUCAGUCCUGGGGUACCGCACUCACCCCGGGGUGAUCUACAGCUCCGUGAGGAGCCACCUGCCCAGAAGCAGUGCACCACCGGCCACUGCAGGAAACAAAUCUGCUCAGCUCCAGUACGACCAUAAAUACGGGUAUCCUGUGUAGCUUCACAAACUUCCUGUCUUUGGUAGAAAGCUGAAGAAGAGACUUGUAAAGAUUAUUAAUGUGUCUUGUAAUGAAUGUACAGUAGGUCUGUGACAAAUUGUGCAAUACAAUAUAUUUAACUGGAGAACAAUGGGAGUGUUGGUAUACAGCUACUGGGUACUCUUGCCUCAGCCUUUCGACAAAUAUAAAUCUGCAACUGGUUGGACUUUCAUGCUGAUCUGAUUUUACGCACAACAACACAAAUGUAAAAGCCCCUAACACCUCAAUUAGACAAGCAUCCAUAUUUUAGCGGUGAUUGACUUCAAUGGGUUUUCCCAAAUGAAAGCUCACUUGGCCACAGUGUCUAACUCUGCGUUUUUCAUUGUCGACACAUGUGGCUUUGUAGUUGUGUGAUGGCUUUUACAUUCGUGUUUUGCGUCAGUGCACUUGUGUGAGAAGUCUCGGCCAUUGCCUUUGUAAAUAAGAAUAGUUCUCAUAAUUCAAAGUCAUUGUUACACUGAUUAUUAAUUAAGCUAAAGCUGUUGUGAAUGUACACAUUAAGAAACUUGUAUUAUUUUUUUUCUAUCAUGCUGAUGAAGCUCAAUUUGUUGAGCACUUUUUUAAAUAGGAUAAAUAAGAACAAAACUCAGUAGAACAAGGUUUGAAAGAUGCAGGAUGUGAGAGCUGUUAAAACUUUUUUUAGCCUCAUAAUAAAAUCAUACGAUUUGUUUUGACAUGCAAAAUAAAGACAAAAGACAAUUAUCAAUGUGAUCAAAUACGACUUAAUUAAAGAGGAUCUAAAAGUAGUAAACUGGAUACUGACGGAGAUGUUACUGAUCAUAACAAAUUUCUGAGCUAGAGUCAGAAUCCUGGCAGGCGCUGAAGUAAAUUUUUCAUGUGAUUUUCAUUCUUGUGUGAAUUUUCCCUCUGGAAGUUUUCUGCCGAACAAAUUGCUGUGAACUUGCUAUGUUUGCGUUGUGUGUUUGCAGCCGGUAAACUAGUCAUCGGACUAACAGCUGGUAGUUCAGUCACUAACCAGCACAGGGGCUGCAGCCUCGCCACGCUUCAAAAGAGCCUGCGUUGGCCUGAGUCCCUCUUCAAACUGUGUGUUGAAUUAAUAAGAGCUGCUGGGAGGGGUUAAGGUUGAUGGGCCUCCAGUGAUAAGGUUCGGCCCAGGACCUUUAUUAAGGGAAGGGGCCGGUCGAGGGUGGGCAUUUAUUCGGAAACAGUGUUAAUAUUUCAUAGGAUUACAAAUAAUAAGAAUCAUCAAGGUUUUAAAUAUUUCACUUGCAUGCUUCUCUUUUAAAGUAGCUUUACUUUAGAGCCACACAACCAAACACACACGACACUCACAAGUACUGUAUCUGCAUGUCAACAUCUGUAUCUGUCUCAUUGCUCAAUUCAAUCCCAAGCCUUUAUUUCCACUGUUUUUAUUCUACAUUGGACAUUUUUUUGUAAUCGGUCCAGUCUAGCAUGUGUUCUACUGUUGAAUGUGAAAUAAAAGUGUUUGUAAUACCA
This is a messenger RNA of Platichthys flesus (European flounder), 2698 nucleotides long. It is a transcript of the gene vsig8b, whose product is annotated as V-set and immunoglobulin domain containing 8b. Bases 143 to 1201 code for a protein of 352 amino acids. The transcript is spliced from 8 exons. The record is from RefSeq and is a predicted model, not a curated record. NCBI's taxonomy places the organism in Eukaryota, Metazoa, Chordata, Actinopteri, Pleuronectiformes, Pleuronectidae. Gene Ontology annotation, cellular component: membrane.